UCCUGUUUAUAAUUAAAAACUCCAUAAAAGGUUGACUGCUGACUUGAGUUUUCAUUUAGGAAUUACAUAGCUGAAUUCCUUGGCGACCUUAAAUUAAUAUAUAUCAGUCUUUUAAAGUGAUUUUCUUGUCACAGUAUACCAUUGAACCUGUCUGGGUCUCAGUUUCCUUAUUAGUAAGAUGAAGGGGGUGGGAUUAGGAGGUCUUUGAGAUCCCUGUCAGCUUUAGGUCUAGUCCCAGUUUUUCAGAUGUUUACUGUGUUGAUCUACCCUGAGCUGGUGCUGCUCUGUCUUUCCAUCAGCAAGGAUGUGAUGGUGCAGUUUCUUCUCUGUGGGAGCUAGGUAGUCUUCAGAGGAAGAAGCCCCCUCCCCCCCAAAAAAACCCCUCCAUUUGUAUUCUGAUUAAAACCCCAGCCUGCCACAAAUGAGAGAAGCCCUUAAGGAUUUUUAAGUCAUUCCCUUGAGCUUUGGAUCUUGCAAUAUUUGAGGAGUUUGAAUUUUAUCUAAAAUCUCAUCAUCUGUGAACUACUAUCAGCAAAAUGGCAAAGGAGCUGAGGUUAAGAUAUCUUCAUAACUUCUAUAGUGCCCUUAGUUUUCAUGCAUUCAGGAGUAAGACAAGUCAACAGGCAUUCUAUUAAGUGCUUAUUAUGUGGCUUGCAUUUCUGCUCUGGGGUACAGAUGCAAAAAAAAAAUGACCCUGUCCUCUAAGAGCUUAUAUUCUAACAUGAGGAAAAACAAAAAAUGCUGAGGAGGAGUAGGUAGGUAAGAAUGAAAAGAAAUAUUUAUAACUAGUGAAACUGGACUCUUUAACAUUCCUUCCUCUAGCAAGGAAAAUAUUGCCACAUGUAAACUGAAGAUAAUGGCACUCCUCAUGCCAUAUAUCUCUUCGGGUUGUUGUGAAAAGAGUACUUUAGAUAUUAUAAAGCAUCAUAUAAAUAGGAUAUAUCCCUGAAAUAAUACUUGCCUAGUAUCCUGUGAAUUGUCCAGUCUGAAAUGGAGAAGGAAAAAAAGGAGACUUAAAAAAUUUAUAUAUAAUAAAGACUCAACUUAAAGCUUAUUCUAUACUGCCUAAACCAAAUUCAUCAUAACCUUUAAAUUCUAGUAUCUAUUUAACUACUCUGGGAACACUAUUCUUCAUGUGCUUAAUUCAUUUCUACUUUUGCUUCUGUUUUCCUCAGCUCAACUGCUUGGUUUAGAAAAGGGAGUAAAACACAACAGCACUUUCUUUUUUGUUGUUGUUAUUAUAAAGAUAUUUUAUUUUACCAAUUUCAUGUAAUAGCAAAUUUCCACAUAAGUGUUCCAAAGUUAUAUGGUUUAAGUUGUCUCCCUCCCUUCUCUUCCCCAUUCUGGAGCUGGCAAGCAAUUUGAUCUGGAUUAUACAUGUAUUAUCAUGCAAAACAUUUUCAUAUUGUCAGAGAAUAAUAGUAUAAAACCAAACUCCCAAAAUAAAACAAACAAACAAACAGUUGAAAAAUCAUAUGCUUUCAUCUGCAUUUAGACUCCAACAGUUCUUCCUCUGGAGGUAGACAGCAUUCUUUGUCUUAAGUUCCUCAGAAUUGUUUUGGAUCAUUAUAUUGCUGAGAGUAGCAAAGUGUAUCACAUUUGAUUGUUCCACAAUAUUGCUAUUACUAUAUAAAAUGUUCUUCAGGUUCUGCAUAUUUCACUAUGCAUCAGUUCAUUUAGGUCUUUCAAGCCCUUUCUGAAAUCAUCCUCAUCCAGGACUUUUUGAAUGAUUAAGUAGAAAAAUGGCACCCCGAUGAUGAUCCUUCCUUUGGACAGUUGUUGACAUGACCUUGCAGGCCACUUAGUAGAUACUGGUGCUACCUACUCAAACUAUGGAGUUCAAGAUGAUGCUAUGUUUGCAAUUAUUUCCUCAAAUAUUUUUUCUUUUUUAGGUAAACAUAGUUUUGCUUAGAACAAAAAUUUUGGCAUUGAUGGACAUUGACUAUUUUUUUGCAAGGUAUAGUUCAUUUAAAGCUUUAAAAUGAAGUAAUGAGAGAGAUUAACUGGAACACUAUUAUGCCUUCCCUUUGAGAUGUCUUAAAUCCUUUCCCCAUAUGAUUUUUGUCCCUAUUAAAUCAGUUCAAUUACAAAUAUUAUUUUGUAACUACUGUCUGCGUGCCAGCGAUACAAAGAUAGAACACAGAUUCUUCCAUCAAGGGGCUUAAACUCUAAUGAAGGAUGAAGUUUGUAUGGAGAAAGAUGUGCAGAAAAAACUGAUAUAAAGGGGAAUGAGAUGAAUAUAAAGGAGAUACUAUCCAGAGGGUAGAGGAUCAGAGAAGACUUUAGGGAGAGGAAUAAAUGUAAGUUGGGCUUUGAAGGAAAGGAAUGUGUUUAGUAAGAGGGAGAUGGAGUACAAAAGAGGCAUUCCAGGUUUUUUUUUUUCAUUUUUGUUUCUCUUUUGGUGGGUUUAGGAUACAAGGAAUUUGUGAUCAAAGUCACAAAGAUAAGAGGGCAAGAUGAAGACAUGGAUGGAAUUGUCCAAUAUGUCUGGAAUGGGAUAUGUGAAAAGAAAAUAUAAAGGAUAAGACUUGAAAUAUGGGUUGAACAGAUUGUAGCAAGCUUUAAAUACUAGGAUCCAGAUUUCAGAGUCUUAAGAAACAUAUUUUUUCUUCUUUGAGCAGCAUAUACAGACUCAAUACAUCAUGUUUUCUAAAACUGUUCAUUAUAAAAAUGAAAACCACAGGGAAGAAAAAAAAGUGCUUUUUUUUUUUUGAAGGGGAAACUUUGGAAGGAUUGAAAACACAGAGAAAGAUACACAUUCUAUAGUAGGCAGUUACAUGUCCACUUAAUUUAAAUCAUAGACAAUAGUUUGUAUAGUAAUUUAGAAUUUAAAAUAAAUGACACUUUCUAUUAAUAAAACAUGGAAUAAUUUAUGAAAUAUUUUCUACCUAGUAAGUUCUUUUUUCUCUUUGCAGGGAAUAUUUUCUUGGAAAAAAAAACUUCACAACUUCCUCUUAGUAAAAGAAAAGAGUGAAUUUACUGAAGUACAGCUUAGCAAGAGGUGUUUUAUCUGUAAGCUUUUUUAUUAUCUCAAGAUGGCAAAGUGGAAUCAGAAAAACAUUUAGUGAUUUGGCCCUGAGACGAGACCCCAAAGUUCCUGACUCCUAACCUAAUGUCAUUUAGAAACCUGACUUUGCUGCCUCUUCCUUCAAUUUAAGGCAUGACCAAGUGUGAUAGAUGCCUAUGAACUUCCUGGUCACUUUCCUGCAUUGGAAGGACACCAAGAAAAAGAGUGCAUCCUGAGCAGAACUCCACCCUACUUUAGCUCGUAAACUAACUCAUCAGUUCCUAGGAGACCCACCCUCCUGGCCGAGAUUAGGAUGGAGACCCUUUCCCAAGAUUCUUUGCUGGAAUGUCAGAUUUGUUUCAAUUAUUACAGUCCUCGACGGAGGCCCAAGUUGUUAGACUGCAAACAUACCUGCUGUUCUGUUUGCCUCCAGCAAAUGAGGACGAGCCAGAAGGACCUGAGGUGCCCCUGGUGUCGAGGUAUCACCAAGCUUCCUCCGGGGUUCUCCGUCUCUCAGCUUCCCGACGAUCCCGAGGUGCUUGCGGUCAUCGCCAUCCCGCACACGUCAGAGCACACUCCAGUCUUCAUCAAACUUCCUAGCAAUGGGUGUUACAUGCUCCCUUUGCCCAUCUCCAAAGAGCGAGCGUUAUUGCCCGGAGACAUUGGCUGCCGCUUGUUGCCGGGCAACCAGCAAAAGUCUGUCACCGUGGUGACCAUCCCGACAGAACAGCAGCCUCUGCAGGGGGCGCUGCCUCAAGAUGCAGUGAUGGAGGAGGAGCCAGACCGGAGGGGCGUGGUGAAAAGCUCCACGUGGUCAGGGGUGUGUACCGUGAUUUUGGUGGCCUGCGUCCUGGUUUUCCUGCUGGGCAUCGUCCUCCACAACAUGUCUUGCAUUUCUAAGCGCUUCACUGUGAUCUCCUGUGGCUGAGGAAGGCCACCAAGUAGAAUUCCAUGUGUGUGCCAACUUAGGGGUUGAGAAGGUAUUGGUGAUGGGAUCACAGUGAGGUGUAUAAGGCAACACUGACCAAUUGGUGCAGGGCACUGGGCACUGGGUGAGCCUCUUGAUAACCUGAAGACGGACCCAAAAGGCGGAAUGCAGGACCUCUCAACAAGAUACGGGGCAAACUGUACUGAGUGAUGGUCACAGCUUGGAAGGAGAUUGCAUGCAUCACCAUAAUAAUUUAUUAAAUGAACUGUAAUUUAUGAUUUUAUCAUGGUAAAACAUAUUCUACCUAGAUGUUAUACUGUACAAGUAUAUAUGAUGUGAUCUCUAAAUGCAGUAGAUUAAAAUCAAAAUGCUAUGUAUAGAAGUAGAAUUAAACAUGAGAAUCAAUGUAACAGGUAUGCAAUGCUGGUUUCCUUUUUUUUCUUCUUUUACUUCUUUUUCACAUGAUGGAAACUGUUGUAAAACAAGAACUCAGUCUUGAUUUAGUGAUAAGGCCUUUUUAUACCUUUGGAAUUGCACCUAAAUUAAAAUAAGUUAAAUGGACUAUAGUUUUUCAGAACAAAUAAUUGGGGUGGGGGGAUUGUUUCAUGUGUGAUGUGUUGUCAUGCACUAUCCUUUUGUCUUUAUCUGUAGUUAAAGUUAUAUGUUUGUUAAAGUACAAAGCCCUAUAGGGAAGCAAUAAAAACAAAUAGCAAGGAAGGAGAGAUUUAUUACUGUAGAAAAUUUGUGUAUUUUUUUUCCUCUCAAGCCAUUUUGUGAGACAAGGAUCAGAAGUGUAAAUAUAUGUGUGUGUAUAUACAGAUGUGCACACACCUGUGUGUUUUAUUUACCUCAGGUUUUAAAAUCUUUUCAGUAAGGAUUUGGGAUGCUAGACCUUUAUGGACAUGAGGGAAAUUUUUCAAGAAGUUACAUCAUGGGAAAACAAUUAUUUUUAUGAAGAAAUGCACACAUAUCACCAUAAUCCUCUUCUCCUGUAUUUGAGUUUGGCGUUGGAGAUAUGGCAAAAAUAAGAGGUGAUAUUUUCAUUUUCCCCCUGGAAUAUUAAAUGGUGGUAGGUAUGGUCAGUUUAUAAAAGAUCUGGGCUUAUGGAUAAGUACCCAUUACAGGAUGGUUCUUUGGAAGGCAAUGUGGGCAGGGUGACAAAGCCAUUUAGAGCCACAUUUUUAAAAAUUAUUGGUACAAAAAUAGAAGAGCAAAUGUCAGUACAAAAGAAAGCACCCAUAUGUUAAGAAAGGUGGCAAGGUAAUUUAGCUUCAUACAUUCCUAUUUGAAAUGAAAAAUUCACUGUAUAGUAUGUCAUAUUUGUUGGCAUUAUUAGGCCCAUAAAGGAGGGCCUAAUAUUUAAUGAUAAAUCUUUAGCCAUUGCCAUUUUUUUCUAACCAAAAAAAAAAAAAUAAAGCCACAGGCUUGACAAUUCUAAUUUUAUAUGGAUUUGGUAAAGCAAAUAACAUAUGAAUAGGACUUAACUUGUGAAUAUCUCUCUUCGUGUUCCACUGAACCAAGGAAAAUGGGGAGAGAUAGAAACUGACAGGCAAGUCCCUAAUAACCACAUUUGGAAAUGUAGUUUGUAAAAUUAUGGAACAAAUUAAUUUUUUUGUGUUUACUCACUUGAUUAUUAUCUCUCAGCACAUUAACCCUAUGUACAACAAUGUAGUAGAGUUCAUGUCCUAUAAGACAUUGUAAUGACACAAAAAGGAUAGUGUUGGGGAAUAUUGGUGUGACUAUUUUCAUAUUGAUUUCUUCUUCAUGGUACAGAAUUAGGCUUGCUGAGUGUCCAAUUCCUUUCCUUGAGAUAUUUAGGAAAUUUGUUUGGAAAGAAAGAAGAAAUUGGGUCUAAAUGCCAUAUUGUAUAACUCAUUGGGCAUUAUACAACAAAUAAUCUGGGAAUUAUUUGGAAUUACUAAUUUAGGUAUCACAUUAGUCGAAUGCUAUCCUAUGUUAUAUAAUACAGUAGACUGUUGGGUUAGUGUCAAUUUCUCACACUCUCCCAGGAUACUGUAAUGCAUGUUUGACCUAAAUUUCUAACCUAGACAUUUGCUUAUUUCUAUUACAUAAGCAAAUUGGGAAAUGCUGCAUUUUUCUUUUUACAAAGUGUUAAAUUUCAGAAGAUCCUUACACUUCUUAUUUUAAGCCAUGCUACAUUUUUGAAAAUGUUGGAGGCUGAAUGUGCUUGUGUAUAGUGUGUAGAAAUGGACUGCCUUGUAGUAUAACAUAUGACCUAGUAUUUCCCUUAUGAAGUAGGUUAUUUUAGACUUUAACCUACAAUAGGAUGUUGUUCUCUGUUUCUUAGUAUGAGACCCUACAAUAAAAAUCAUUGAAGAACUAGUUCUGACUUUGCACUUACACAAUGUAAAAGUAAUUUAGUCUGUGAUAGAUGGUGGGUCUUGCUACUUUAUUCAACUUUGGGAAAUUGAGAUAAAAAAAUUCUCAUUACUCUUGAAAUGUUUUUAAGUGGAUUCUGCCUGAAGUUAUUUGUGUACCCGUGUAUCAUAUUUAUUUUCAUUUGUGGAUAGUUAGGUGUUUAAAAAAAAAACUAAUGGACCUAUAAAAUUCAUUUUGGCCUCCGAUAUUUGAAUUCACUUCUGCUGUGAUAGUUACCAGUGAUACAGCCAACCCAGCCGAAACUUCUGCUUUCCAUAUAGUCUGACUAAAAUGACAGGAUUUAUGUACACAGUGAUCUUCACACCAAAACAACUUCUUGUUCCUCAAAUGCAGACUUGAACAAACUUAUUUAAAAAAUUGAAUGUUUGGGCUGGGAGGAAUCACAGAAAUCAUUUACACCCAACUCCUUCCUUUAGAAUUGAGAACAGCUCCAGAGAGUAGUGAAAUCAUUUCACAGAGACACUGCCCAACUGUUCUGUAGCAGAGUCAGGAAUAGAAUUUGGGUCUGACUUUGGUCUUUUUCCCUCAUUCCAUUGUACAAGAAAACAGAAGCAGAGUACUUAUUUGUAUUUUAUUCUGCCUGGUUUUCCAUAGGUAGACACCCUCCUGGAUUUCCAAUGGUGAUGUUUUAACUUCAGGGAUCCAGCUGUUUUCUUUGUUUGAUUUAUGAUUUUAUUUUUAUCUUAUCUCUGGGAAGCAAAAGGUUUUUUUUUUUUUUUGGUUAUUUUAAUUGUUAAGUUAAUUGAAAGAAAGUUAAUUGAAAUAAUUUCAUUGAAAGUAAACUCAAAUGAUGUGAUUUUGUAAUGCAGGGUUUUAAAAUUGCAUACUAGUCCUUUUUAUAGUGUUUAAAUGAUAUGUAAAGGACUAGGUGUCUUGUAAAUAUUCAGCAAUCAAGAGCAUGAAGUUUGUUCUUUAUCAGUGAACAUCACUCGCUAUAAAUACAGUAUUAGCAAAAGAACACUCGAUUCAAGAGUAAUUUUUUCAACCCCAAACCUCCACAACAUUUUGCUUGAUCAUGGUAGGUAUGGUCAAUUGUAGCAGGCAUGAGUAAUGACAGUAAAGUUUUUCUGUUUCAGAACACUAAUGCCUGAUGACUAGAAAACUUUAAGAUAUUUAGGUUUCUUUAAACAAAAUGAAAAACUAUGAAAUUAAACUUUAGAUUGAUUUAAAUCAUGGGACCCAGCAGAAGCUGUCAUCAUAUUCUAGUUAAUCAUGUUGGCAUUAUUUAUGGAGUUGCACUUUUGAGACUGAGUUAUGAGACCUUAGUUCUUGUGAAAGACUGGGUAAUAUGUAGCUAAAAAUCCGACUUAUUUUCCUCUUGGGGCUAUUGAUGGACAAGUAUUUAAGGGCAAAGGUCCAUUGAAGUUCCUCACAUGGUUAUUAGUUAAUUUGUGUCAACAAACAAAACAGGCUUCAAAUGUCUCUUAUUCCUCUCUCUACACAUGGGAUUUUUUAGCAAAGGUAUGAUAAAAGGCUUAUUAGACAAAUGUGUGAUACCUCUUUGCCAAAUAUCUUGUCAUUAAGCAAUGGCUCUAAAAUGUUUUGGCUUACAAGCUGUGCAUGGUCUAUGAUGUGAAAUUGUUUCGGAAUUUUGUGGCCCCCAGAUUAAUGUCUAAUGAAUGAGUAAGGUAACCUAUUCAUCUCUCACUUAUCUCCUUCCCUGCUUCUAGGUGCAUUGGUGUUUUAAUAAGAUGCAUUUAGCUCUAGUCAGUAUGAGAAUUCAAGAGUUAGAGCAUUUCUGAAGUGUUUUAUUAGAAAAGCUCUUUAGUUGUCUUGAUUAUUUUUAAAACCUACCAGCUAGAUGUGGUUGUGCUAGGUUUGCCUGUGUAUAUUUGUAUGUAGAUGUAUAUGUAUAAAUAAAUUUUAGAUGCUAAUGGAAACAAAUACUAUUUUGCAUUUUAAAGAGAGGACUAAGUAGAGGACUUUUCAGAUUUAUAUUUCAUUUCUCUGUGAAAGAAUUGAGGAUUUGUAACCUCCCAUUGAUAUUCUAAUAAAUUCCUUCCCUUGUUUCAUUCUCAUAAUACUUGAUUCAUCCUAAGGAGUUUUCUGAUUUACAAAAACAAAACAAAACUUCACUAUAGGAAUACUUCUGUAACGAACAAAGGACAAAAUUGAACAGUCCAGGGAUGAUGGUAAUUAGAUCAGAAAAUAAGAAUUCAUGUCAUUUUAUUCAUCCCUAUAUGAAGACCAACUUCUCCCCUAAAGGCUAUACAGUAUGAUAAUUCUAGGUCUCCUGUGUCUUAAAAGGAUAUUUUCCAUACUUCCCUUUAUAGUCUAUUUCAGAGUAGUAAUAUUUAUGUUAAAAUGGGUUAAUAUCUUUAUUAUUUAUUGUGUAGAGCUAGGAGGUACGAUGGAUAGAAUCAAGAAGACCCAUCUUCCUAAAUUCAAAUCUGACCUUAGAUUCAUAGCUGUGUGACCCUGGACAUGUCACUUACCCUAUUUGCUUCAGUCUCCUCAUCUUUCAAAUGAGCUGGAAAAGGGGAUGGCAAACUACUCCAUUAUCUUUACCAAGGACCUUCAAAAGGGGUCAGGAAGAGUCAGAACACAGCUGAACAACAAAUGAUCAUUAUCCUGAAAUAUAAUAAACUAAGCAUUUGUUUUAUUUUUCUCCCUUUUGGAUUGAUUUGAUUUUUCUAUGACUUGUCACUUUUUUAAAAGAUAAGGUCAAAACUCUUCUCUAUGCCAUCCUAUUAGGAAUUGACUUCCUUUCUUGGUUUUCUUUUGAAUUGUUCAGAACAAGUACUAAUUUUGUUAAUAUUUUAGUGGGGCUAAUAAUAGCUAUGAUGAAAAAGUGAUAACUCAAGAAUAGUCUUGGGAUUUUUAUAGCUUUAAGACCUUAAAGAAUAUCUACUCCAACCUCCAUUUAAGCCAUUUAACUCUGUAAGUCAACUUAUAAAGGAAAAAAACUGAGACUUUAGAUAUAUCAAACCACUUGCUUAAAGUCAUACUGCUAGUUAGUGUUAGUAACACAAUUUGUCAUUUAACUUCAAUAGUUUUUUUUUCUUUCUGCAGAAACCCUUGGCACUUCUAAUAAAUAAUUAUUUUUAGAAGUGCAUUUCUGAGAAUUAUAGAUAAAUGUUUUGAGGUUCUCCCUCUUUUUUUAAAUAUUUGUUUUCUUUACUGGAUCUCUGAUUUAUUUUCAUUUGACUUUAUUUCAUUGGAAGCCAUACAAGAAGAGAAUGCAUUAAGAAAACUCAUUUCUUAUCCCCUUCAGCCAUGUCUUCUCCAGAUCCACUUUAUAUCUCUUACCAAAUCCUUUCUUUCUAGUAAUUGAUUUCGCUUAGACUGGAACUUGCACUGCUUUGAAAAAUGUAAUCCCCAAAUAGUAUUUGUUAAGCAUCUGUUGGGUUCAAAAUGUUAUUCUAGGUGCCAAGAACACAAAGUCAAGAACAAAACUGCCCCUGUCCUCUAGAAGCUUAUAAUCUAACGGGGAAAUACUAAUGCAAAUAGAUAAACCAAAUGAAAUGUGUAAAUGGAUGAAACAAACCCGUGGAUCCUGAACAAAGAGGGCCAACGAUUGAUGGGCUACUUGUUUUUAGUAGAGCUAGCGUCUUUUGGUUGCUCUUUUCAUCAGUGCCCUUAAUAUAACCUGGAUUUUACACUUGAAAGACAAGAGGAAAAUGAAGCUUAUUAUUUAUUUAGUUCAAGAAGUAAAAAAGGUUACUUGGCACUAUGUAUUUUAAGGCUGUACAUUGGCUGUCAUGCUCUUCUGCUUUUUUAAAAUCUCAAAACAUUUUUGAAGAGCAUAUUAGUGGAAAUUAAAUAGAUUUUUUGACAUAGCCAAGCAUCAGAAUAUAUGUUUAUGCUUUAGUUCCAUGUACUGUAAAAGUUAUAAAAUAUGUCAACUGAACAGGUUUUAGUUUUUAGUCAUGUGCUGCCAAUUAUGUAUAAAAUCCGGAUGGGAAUGUGGUACCGCCAGGUUGUGAUUUUUACGUACUUCAAUGAGUUUGGAUGUACAGAUAAUUUAUUAGCCAAUUGUUGUGGGCUCUUUUGGUGUCUUUAACUACUGCAGGGAGUGGGUAUGUAAUAAAAAAAAAUCUAUGUGUUUUUGGAGAUUUUGGUCAUACUGUAUCAAUUUUUGGCAAGGCAGCAAUUGUUCAAGGCAGAAUAUAACCACAUUGGGAUUUAAUUCUUUGCCUCCAAGUGGCUUUUCGGGGGACUCUUCAGUGAAGAUGGCAGCACGUGACUUUUGUUGAACUCUUGAAGUGUGAAUGAUCUUUUAAAGUUUACCUCACAUUAGAGGCCAUUGUUUUGUAAAAGUGCAUUUCAGAGCUUGCACUGCUGUGUAUUUUCACUUAAAAGACACCAUGAUGGUAAAGUGGGUUCUGUGCUCUCUGGAUAAUACUACAUUCUUGAAAUCAAAGUUAUUGUUAGUAUUACUAGUAUAUUUUAUGGGCAAUCACUUUGCAAUAUACUGGGCAAAAUAUUAAAGGACCUUUUAAAGUUUGCCACAGUGUGACUUUUUUUCUUAUUCUUGAAGAUGUUAUGAAACAACACAUCAUAAUUGACUAUAGAAAUAGUAGUCCAAUUAAAAAAAAUUAAAUCUAUUCAUUUGUAGCAAAUUCCCAAGCAUAUGGGCUAUUGUGGUAUCCAAGGCUAUUUCCAAAGGGGCCCUCACUUUUUAAUUUAAAGUUUACAGUCUGAUAAUCCUCAAGUAUUAACAACAGAUAAUAUCAGUGAGGAAAAGAGUGGAAAUGGAGGGAAAAGAUCAAAGAGGCAGGUGGUGCCAUCUAUGCUAUAUUUUAUUAGCAAUGAAUUGCAUGGUGGCACUACCCUUGUAUUGGUUCUAAAAUAUUCUUUGUAGGGCUUUUCUGAGACUUAGCCUGACUAUGGGGUAUGGUUUAUCCAAAGCCAGUGUGUGGGGAAGUACCCUGUGAGAAGGAAAACAAGUCCUUAAAAGUAGUAAAGUCUAGUAGUAAUGGCUAAAAUAAAUUUUGCAGUUGUUCGAUUCUAAGAUGACUAGCAAAAUGCAAUUGUGGGGGGAAAAACUCAUAACAAAACUAGAUGGGGUACAGAAGCAUCUGUUCAGUAACCCUCUUGUGUCAGCCAGGAUCUUAAAUGACUUGAAAAUGAAUAGCAUGUUCAGAAUGUGCUAACUGGAGAGACUGAGAGGAUUUGAGUUAUAGAGAAGCUGAGAGGAUUUGAAUUAUGCCAGCAAUCAAAAAGGGAGUCAGAUUGGGCCCCUCUUGUACAGAUUUUCAUUACUUAGGUUGCUAAUACCCUGGCAAAUUUCAGACACAUGACCAAGGCAAUUUGUACUGAACAAUACAGACACCCCCUGCCUCCUUGCACAGCUUAUUCCGUGUUCCUUUGCAUAUUCAUAAAUUGACUUAAAGAGAGAAUUGUGAUUGGAUUUGGGGAAACUCAUUUUUAAAUAUUUUGGAGGUUCUCUCUUUCUCUUUUCCCUCUUGUUUUACUGUGUAUAUGUUUAAAUUAUUUGCUAUAUGCAAGUGUGAAGUUGGUUCCAGUUCUGGGCCACCCAAACUUCUCCCCUAAGUCUUGGAGACUUCACUGCUCCAUUUGUAGAUUCCCUACUCUUCUCUAGUUUUCUCCAGUUGAUAAUAUUCCAGUCAAAUAGCUCAGAUUAAUACUGCUCAGAGGCUGUUAACUCAAGUCUGUGACAUGUUUCAUUUGCAAUAAUGUGGAUAAUUUAUUUUAGAAGCUUUUCUUUAAAGGGCUAAGUAGCCCUACAGAUAUAUGAGCUGCCGGGCUGUGUAGAAAUAUUGUCCAAAUGUUGCCAAAUAUUGACUUUGUAAAGGGGAUAUGAAGCUGCUGUUUAUAAAUCUGAAUGUCUUAAAAGCAUUCUUUGCUUGCUCUUUCUGUCAUAGAUGGUGUCUUAGAAAGUCCUUCGUUUUUUCCCCCACUAAUCCCUAUUUUAAUAUAUGGUAUUUUUGUAUGCCAAACUGAUGUCUUGUCCUUUGUAUAUGUGGUAAUGUUGGUUUUAUGACAACUGUUAAAACAUUUGUUAUGAUUAAAAUUCUUAAAAUGA
Monodelphis domestica (gray short-tailed opossum) is the source of this 12324-nucleotide messenger RNA. The record is from RefSeq and is a predicted model, not a curated record. Lineage: Eukaryota; Metazoa; Chordata; Mammalia; Didelphimorphia; Didelphidae.